Molecule: messenger RNA, 1370 nt
Organism: Bolinopsis microptera
Lineage: Eukaryota; Metazoa; Ctenophora; Tentaculata; Lobata; Bolinopsidae
Product: carbohydrate sulfotransferase 15-like
Exons: 2
Coding region: 88-1239 (383 amino acids)
Biological process (GO): hexose biosynthetic process
Molecular function (GO): N-acetylgalactosamine 4-sulfate 6-O-sulfotransferase activity
Source: RefSeq, a predicted model, not a curated record
CGGCAGAUUGAGUCAUGAUAAUGUAAAUGUAACUGAUUACAAGAUAAAGCUGAUAUCUCAAGCUGUUUAAGUUGUCGACUUCACAGAAUGUAUACAAAGAAUGCGGCGAAGAUAAUACUGAUCGUAAUAGUUACAAUCACGAUCGUUCAUUUCAUCAACACAGCUAGAAACGUUGGUUUUACAACUACAAUUGCAACCUUCACAGCAGACAACAGCGAUCAGAGAGAUCUGACAAACCUACUCAGAAGAGAAUCACCCGAUGUUUUUAACCACCUCCCAGCUCAGUUCCUGAGCGAAUACAAAAGCUUCUGCUGGAGAGAAGAAGAAGACUCUAAACUUCUCUGUUUGCCUAGUGUGUAUUUAGCUGGAAUGCCAAAAUGCGGUUCCACGGACUUGUACCGAAAAUUGGUAUGGCAUCCAGAUUUGGUGCAACCAACCGCUGGUAAAGAAAACCACUACUGGGCAAGAAAAAGGCUAGGAAAACCAUCAAACCACCUUUCAAAGGGAACCACAGACCCCACACAGUUCUCAGCUUUUUUAAAUAAGCUGGGUCCUGAAAAAAUGGAAGGAAACACCAACCUGAUGCUACUAGAUGGUACACAGUCCAUGCUGUGGGACUUGAGGGGAUGGGAGACCCGAUAUUCAGGGCAAAACCAGCCGCCUUACACUAACGCGGACCUGCUUAAUGAGCUGACUCCAGAAGCAAAGAUUCUGGUCAUCACUCGGGACCCCGUUCAGAGAUUAUACUCUGACUAUUUAUACUUUAAUAUUGGGAAUGAUCCAAAUGUAACAGCAUACGGAUUUGAAGCGGCUGUUACCAAGGAGAUGAACAGGUUUCAUAAGUGUUUGGAGACACAAGAUCUUAAGACUUGUUGUUAUGAUUCACAGAACGACCCCAAAUUAAGACUUAAUCUUGGUAUCUACAUCUGUUUUAUAAGAGACUGGAAAAAAGUCUUCGGAGGUAACAUCUUGGUGGUUUCGUUAGAGGAUUACAGUUUAUAUCCCUUCCCAACAAUCUCCAGGAUAUUUUCUUUUCUGGGAGUUUCCCAACCAACGAGUCAACAACUCGAAGACUUUUUGCAAAAUUCAAUUAAGGAGAACAGCCGACGAAAAAGCGCAGUUAAGGAAGGUGACAUGCUUCCGCAAACAAAGAAGGCCUUGCAGGACUUUUAUGGACCUUAUAAUAGGGACCUUUCUCGAUAUCUUGAAGAUACCAGGUUCUUGUACAACUACCAAUGACAUUUAAUACCUUAAUUCUACACUUUGACAGAGUCUCCCUUACUCUUAGCUAAAAUACCUCCAUAUUAUAGAGAAUGGCAGACCAUGUACUGUGACAGUAUAACUUUUGUUUCAACUUGAUAUUGUUUCAA